AUGAGGGGGAUACAGGCAACAGAGGGCUCGAACACCUGUCCCUCACGUCGCCUGAACAUAACUACCGCCGUGUUAGGUGACGUUAAACCCGUAAACCACCCAACCUUGACUGAACCAACCGAACCGAAUCACAUAUAUCCGGUAUUACCAUGUCUUUCCGAGAUGAACUUUGAUCUGUAUACGGGUACAUACAUUGAGACAGAGAAGUAUCUGAGCCCCGAAAAUUAUCAGUGAAUGCUACAUGUACAUGACCUAUGUGAACAAUUUUUUUCUGAAGACAGAAAAUAGAUAUGGAAUGUAAACAAUCUUUUCCUCUAGUGUCCUUGCCGAGUGAGCGAGUAGUGGUAAUCACAGGUGCUAAUCAAGGUAUUGGGUAUCAUACAGCUAAAUGGAUUGCCAUGAUGGGGGCUACAGUUAUCAUUGCUUGUCGAUCGGAGGAAAAAGCAAAACAAGCUAUAGAUCGAAUGAACACAGAAUUCAACGAAGAAAAGGAAAAAGGUACAAAAAGCAUAGUUGACUUGAAGAAGUUAAAUGUGACGUUCAUGAGGCUGGACAAUGCGUCUCUAAAGUCCGUGAUGACAUUUGUCGAUCACUUUAAAGCCACAGGACUUAAGCUACAUGUUCUCAUAUGUAACGCAGGCAUUGGAAGGCACAAACAAGAGUACACGGACGAUGGGAAUGAAUUGAUAUUCCAGGUUAACUACCUCAGUCACUUCCUGUUAACUGCGCAACUACUGCCAAUUAUGAAGACUUCCGGUCCGGAUUGUCGCGUAAUUUUGGUAUCUGGCGGCCAACACAUAUUUGCGUCUUUUCAAUUAGACGAGAUUCAAGGCAAACAGUUCACAGAAGAUGCGUUCGACGGGCUGCAUUAUUAUAGACGAUCGAAAUUAUACCAGAUUAUGCAGAUGUUUAGUAUGAACCGAAGAUUGGCGGAUAGCAAUGUAACAGUGACGUCAUUACAUCCGGGUGGUGUGGAGACUGGCCUUCUUGAUGCUUUUGACCCGGUUGAAAUAAACAUCCAGCGACAGGAAGUUCGCUUCAAGUCGCCUUUUGAGGGUUCUUGGACAACUAUUAACGCUGCUGUUAACCCUGCUUUAUCGGGUGUUCGGGAUGUGUUCUUCUGUGACUCCAAACCAAGUACGGAAACCGCAGGCGCACAGGCUAGGGAUGAAUUUUGUCAGGAACAACUGUGGAAGUACACACUGACAUGUCUGAAAGACUACCUCUCUGAAGAUGUCGUAAAAACCUUGGGAUGGCAUAGCACAGACAAGUAAUAGGUGGAUUUGUAAUCAUUGUAUCCAUGGAACGUAUCCAGAAAUCCCAUGUUGUUUUGUAUGGCAAACAUCAGUAUCAUUUGUUAAAAAAGAUUGUUAAUAACUCAUGGAUUUUUGUUUCUUUCUAACUCACGCAUUCAGCGGUAUCAUCUUUUCCACAAUCUUGAAUGUUGAUGAUAUUAAUGAUGCGUUUGAACCUCUCACCUUUAAAACAGUUAUAUACCCGUCCGCCUGUUCUCAACUUCCGAAUAUUUUUCGGCGAAAUCGUAUUGUAUUACAAAAUCGUACUUUUGCCAUUUUCAAAUUCGCAUAUACAUGUACAGUACGCAAUUAAAUUACGCUAUGUGUAGGCGUAUUGAAAGAAAUUAUUUCUAUCAAAUUGAUAAUUAAGGCAAGGUCGUUGAAAGGGGUUAAAGAUCAAAAUCAUAGAAAUUGUUGUUCGGAUAUCUAAAGAAGGAGCUUCAUCACGGGUAUAACUCAGUGGCGUGGUAUCGCCUGCAGAUAAGCAUCCCUUCGGCCAGUUUUUGUCACAUCAGGUGUACAACUACAAAUAUAACGCGUGUUACCUAAGCUAUUUCUAAGCCCAAUAUAUUCAUUUAACGGAAAUAUAUGUAUAUAAUCUCAAGUGGAUAAGUGGUGUGUCACGUUCCUUGACGUUCAACGUCAUAGAAAUAGCAUCAAAUCAAUAUGUUUGCUGGCACGUCUAUAAUAGAACACAAACUAUUAACUGUUUUUACUUUUAUUUAUUUUUGAAAUCAGAUUGUCAUUAUUGUUUCCAAACAGCAUAUGUGUUAGCCAUGGCUUCUGAUUACGUUACACUCUACGAACCCUUGGCAGAUUUAGCCGUCAGUUGUGAAUCUAACGGAUGAAAUUUUCGACCAAUCAUAACGAGCGUUACCGAUGUACUUCAUCGCUGAUGUUUACCGACACACAUGGGGGCUUGUGUCAUUUUGAGGAGAUAUGUGAUCAUUGACUUCUAUCAAUUGAUCAAACACUGUGAAUGUUUCCCAAAAGAUUGUACGUCUUUGUAUUUAGGUAAAAUGUCAUGACAUUGUCGACAAGGUAGCUCUGUACUUGGCGCUGCAAUUUGUUUUCUGCGAAACCAAGCCUGAAUGUAAAACGCGAUUUGAAUGGAUGUCCUGGGAUUCCAGGGCGCGACGGUUUAAAUACGACUAUAUCUGCCAAAGAUUCGUGGGGUGUAACGUAAUCGGAAGCCUUGGCUAGCAAAGAUGUGCAACGUAAUCAGAAGCCUUGGCUAGCAAAGAUGUCCAAGUGCUAUGGUAAAUAUUCAUGAAGCUGAUUAUAAUUAGUCUAAGUAAUGGUGUAUUAUAUUCUUCAAAUGUUUAUAGAGAUGUAUUUAUAUUGUGAAUAAUGCGCACAUAUUUGAAUGCAAUAAAAAAAAUCAAUAUCUACGAGGGCUAUGUUGUGAUCCUCGUAUUGAAGGAGAUUGUCAAGGAUGUUCUUUUUAAGUCCUACUAUUCUCUGGCUAUAUAGGACCGUGAACCCAAGGACUGGUCUCAUUUGGUUAGUUUAUAUCAACGAUGUAGCCGCUAAAGUAAUUAAGACAUGCGGCUUUUGCAUAAUGGACAAAAUCGAUGAAAGAGCAGUGAUCCAAUAUUUACGUAAAAAGGUUCAAAACCUAAGAAUAUCCAUACUGAUAUAGUAGCAACACUAGGGAAAGAUGCCCCUUCAUAUGCUACAGUGAAAAGGUGGGUGGCGGAAUUUAAGCGCGGCCGACAGAGC
Pecten maximus is the source of this 3017-nucleotide messenger RNA. RefSeq names its product dehydrogenase/reductase SDR family member on chromosome X-like. NCBI's taxonomy places the organism in Eukaryota, Metazoa, Mollusca, Bivalvia, Pectinida, Pectinidae. The transcript is spliced from 8 exons. The record is from RefSeq and is a predicted model, not a curated record. The coding region runs from base 291 to 1274 and encodes 327 amino acids.